CAAAUCUACUGAAAGAUUUUUUGCAAAGAAAAUAUCUUUUCUUUUACCUUCACAAGUCUUCUGUGGGCUCCUCUGCUGCCCCCUGAUGGCACUGUAAAACCCUGCAAUUGCUGGGUUAAGGAGCAAGCUGAAUGUGGGAGUGUAGGAAAUAAUUAUAAUCCAUUCUCCUCACAACUAGAAACAGCAGAGUUGCUGCCUGGCUGCAGCAGAGGAGUUUGAGUAGUGAUAGAGAGAAGGUGUGUGCAACAGAGAGAAAGAGAUGGAAUGAAAAGAAGCCAAGAUCACUUAAAGCCAGCUAACUGAAAGCAGAGUCCCUGGAAGCUGAGCAUGACUAUAGUGUAACACAGGAUCUGACUUUCACAAUAUACUUUUAUUGAAGAAUCUAUUUUGUGGUUUCUCAUUUCAGACUUCCAUUGGUUUAACAAGCACAAGAAUAAUUCCAUUUGAGUCAAUGAAGUGACACCAGCAUAAAACUGAGAUUUACACCAGACAGUGAUCACCAAUGGCUGCUGGCCUGGAGAAAGCUUGUCACCGGUGCAUAUCUAAAAUUGCUAGCAAUGAAGAUGAUGAAGCCACCCCCAGUGCUGGUAUGGUGCCUGCUCUGCAGCCCGCAGAGCUCAGCGAAAGGAAUCCAGGCCCAUGGGGAAUAGGCUAUCACUGGCUGCUCCAAGCAUGCUUUAUUUUUGGGCUUCUUGCUUUCCUUGCUUUACCACUGUCCAUGACUUUUACAGGAAUGAAGUUUUUGGAAGACUGCCCACUUCAACCACUAAUUCCCUUAUAUCUGUUGGUGGGUGGUGUUGUCGGCAGUUUAAAGGUGACUCUUCUGCUUUAUGACUCCACCAGGAUGAGGCAAUUGCUUUCCAAAUCUGUCGUGAUUGAUGAUGACGAUGAUGAUGAAUAUCCAUGGCGGCAGAAUGCUCACAAAUACUACAUCCAUCUUACGCUCAGCCUCUUCCUCUUUAUCUGGUUCAUACUUGGGAACUAUUGGGUGUUUUCUGUCUACCUGCCAAAUUUCAUUCCACCUUUCCACCAGCCCCAGGAUUAUUGUGAUAAAACCCUGUACAUUUUUGCUGUUGGAGUUCUUAUCAUUAGCCAUACUGUGCUGUUUUUGCUUAUCUUUUGUAGCUUCUGUAUAUAUUGUUUUUCUAGGCAAAGAUAUGCUGCAGAAGAUGAUUAAAAGCCAUAGAAACUAAACCACAGCUGUUAGGUAAAGGGUGUCCAAUGAAAACCAAAAGGCAAUAAUUUACCAGUGUGUAUGUGUAUAAUAGCAGCCAACUAUACUGAGGAAAUUGUGCAAGCCAGGGCCAUCUGGCUCUCUUAAUAUAAUACAUCAUAGUAAUGUAAAAUUUCUGCUAUAGAUGGCAAGCUGCUCUCCUGCUAACUUUUACAUCCAUUUUUUUAGGGGUUUCAUUUGAAGUGUCGAAAUCAGCUGAGAAUUGCAUACAGAAAACUCCUCUCAAACCUUAUUCUUAGACCCUUAGGGAUUCUGUUUUAGCGUAAUACAUUUUCCUCUCAGUUUCUAUAGGUAGCAUGUGGUCUACCGCCAUGGUAUCUGAGCACCUCAAAUCCAUUAGCCUUUUGAGGAUGUAUCAUUGUCUCUAUUUUACAGAUGGGGAACUGAGGCGCAGAGAGAUUCAGUGAUGUAGCCAAGGUCACACAGGAAGCCAGGAACUGAACCCAGAUCUCUUGACUAUCAGUCUAGUGCCUCAACCACAAGUUCAUCCUUCCCUUCUGAGCAAAAAAAGGGGAAGCAAAGUCUAUGUGGGGCAACUUUACUUUCUCUAUUUGUACAAUAUAAUUUAACAGCACCAAGGUAGCACAAAGAGUACUUUAAAGUCCCCCUGAUGAAGUGCAUAGGGAAAUUGACUAUUUUAGUAUUUUUGGUGUGUGACAAUUUCAGAAUGAUGUGGGGCAUGAUAUCAGUAUUACAGAUGAAUGUGUUUACUUUGGCAGUGGAUUGGUUGUGGUUUCAGGGGGUCCUUUUGAUUUGUUUCCCUUAAUGAUGUACAUGUGUAAAUCUAUACUUAGUGGAUGGAUGUGAUGACAGCAGAAGUAUCCACUUUAGAAGCACCAGCAUGCAUGGAGGCAAUUGUCCUGUGGGGUGUAAUGAAACUAACUUAUUAUUGGUCCUGGUAGAUGCUGUUUUUCCGUUGAUUAAUGCAUGUGAAGUGCUCUUGCUGCUUUUGCUCUUACACAGUUACCUGUUAGUCGCUAAGGUGCCACAAGGACUCCUCAUUGUUUUUGCUGAUGCAGACUAACAUGGCUACCACUCUGAAGCAGUUACCUUAGAUCAUAGAAUCAUAGAAUAUAAGGGUUGGAAGGGACCCCAGAAGGUCAUCUAGUCCAACCCCCUGCUCAAAGCAGGACCAAUUCCCAGUUAAAUCAUCCCAGCCAGGGCUUUGUCAAGCCUGACCUUAAAAACCUCUAAGGAAGGAGAUUCUACCACCUCCCUAGGUAACGCAUUCCAGUGUUUCACUACCCUCUUAGUGAAAAAGUUUUUCCUAAUAUCCAAUCUAAACCUCCCCCACUGUAACUUGAGACCAUUACUCCUCGUUCUGUCAUCUCCUACCAUUGAGAACAGUCUAGAGCCAUCCUCUUUGGAACCCCCUUUCAGGUAGUUGAAAACAGCUAUCAAAUCCCCCCCUCAUUCUUCUCUUC
This is a messenger RNA of Caretta caretta (loggerhead turtle), 2658 nucleotides long. It is a transcript of the gene TMEM272, whose product is annotated as transmembrane protein 272. Lineage: Eukaryota; Metazoa; Chordata; Testudines; Cheloniidae. The record is from RefSeq and is a predicted model, not a curated record.